AUGACUACCCUUCGUCCUUUCCACCCCCUCGAUAUGCUCAAAUUCAACAGAGUCAACUUGGAUAAAUUGACUGAGACGUACGGAUUCAAUUUUUAUCUUUAUUAUUUGGUGAAUUGGCCAGAAUAUUAUCAGGUCGCCGAACAUCCUAAUGGAGACAUUAUGGGAUAUGUUAUGGGUAAAGCUGAAGGACAAAACGAAGAUUGGCAUGGGCAUGUUACUGCAUUAUCCGUUGCUCCUGCAUAUAGACGUCUUGGUCUAGGAGCCAAAAUGAUGACUACACUGGAAGAAAUGUCGGAACAAAAAAAUGCCUACUUCGUGGACUUGUUCGUACGUGUUUCGAACACAGUCGCCAUAAACAUGUAUAAAAUGCUGGGCUAUGUGGUAUAUAGAGAAGUCAUAGAGUAUUAUUCAGGGCAGGAAGAUGAAAACGCAUUCGAUAUGAGGAAAGCACUGCCAAAGGAUAAAGACAAGCUAAGUGUGAUACCGUUACAGCAUCCUGUGUAUGCAAGAGAUUUGUGA
Auanema sp. JU1783 is the source of this 519-nucleotide messenger RNA. Lineage: Eukaryota; Metazoa; Nematoda; Chromadorea; Rhabditida; Rhabditidae. The record is from the annotation of a GenBank genome assembly.